Molecule: messenger RNA, 1535 nt
Organism: Xylaria bambusicola
Lineage: Eukaryota; Fungi; Ascomycota; Sordariomycetes; Xylariales; Xylariaceae
Product: cation efflux family-domain-containing protein
Exons: 9
Coding region: 1-1194 (397 amino acids)
Biological process (GO): transmembrane transport; monoatomic cation transport
Cellular component (GO): membrane
Molecular function (GO): monoatomic cation transmembrane transporter activity
Source: RefSeq, a predicted model, not a curated record
AUGGCCUCAAUGCACAAUCCAUGCCAGGAUAUAGGUGCGUAUAGUAACUCCGCCUUGUCCACCACUGGUGCCGACGCAGAUCCUUCAGAUCCCUUGGAUCUUGGCCGUCAUCGACGCAGCAACGUUACGAAAAGCCAGUUAAAAAGCGACUACCCCAACAGCGACGGGGGGAAACUCCAAAAGUUUUAUGUGCAACAAAACAAACUCAUCGACCAGUUUCUCGGCGCCGAGGAUGAAGAACGUCUUCAGGUCGAGGAGGAUGCCCGUAUGGGCCCUAGGAUAAAAUUGGCCGUCAACGCCUCCUUCCUAGUUAACUUCGGGCUCUUCAUCAUCCAGGUCUAUGCUGCUGCAUCAACCGGCUCCCUAUCUGUGGACCUCGUGUCGUCCUUUAUCAUAUGGAUAACAUCCCGUGUAGCUGCCCAGCCCAAUGUAUACAAGUACCCAGUGGGCCGCACAAGAAUCGAAACGAUCGGCAUCAUUCUCUUCUGCUCGCUGCUGACUACCGUAGCGGUUGAGCUUCUUAUCGAGUCCAUAAGAACACUAGCAGCGGGGGGUAGGGGGUCAGAGCAGCUCCAGAUCAUACCAUUGGUAUUUGUGGGCGUGGCGAUCUUUGCCAAAAGCACCCUGAUGGUAUACUGCUUCUUCUACCGCAGGUAUCCAUCUGUCCAUGUCUUCUUCAUUGAUCACCGGAACGACAUCCUCGUCAAUAGCUUCGGUUUGACUUUAUCCAUCGUCGGAAAGAACCGUGACGCUUGGUUUGCAGAUCCCACGGGCGCUAUCAUUAUUGCCUUGAUUAUACUCUUCUCAUGGGUCUCCAAUGCCUUUGAGCAGGUAUGGCUUCUCGUAGGGAGAUCGGCACCAGCAGAUUUCGUCUCCAAACUUAUCUACCUUGCUAUGACACAUGACUCCCGGAUACUCAAGGUCGACACAUGCCGAGCGUACCACGCUGGCCAGCGGUACUAUGUGGAGGUUGAUAUCAUCAUGCACACGGAUACGCCGCUCAGGAUCUCGCAUGACGUUAGCCAAUCACUCCAAAGGAAGUUCGAAGGCUUGAGCGAUGUCGAGCGAGCGUUUGUACAUGUUGACUAUGAGUGCGACCACGAUCCCUACGAAGAGCACAAAAAGCUCUAUAAAGUAGACACUGAAAGCCGAAGCCUGAAAGAUAGACUACUAUUCUGGCGGAGACCUCAAUGAGUCUCGGAGAAGUCCAAGGAGAAGAAGUUUGCAAUAGGCUGGACAACAGUGCAGCGGUUGUAGGAGCGGGUGGGAUGGAUUGGUGUUGGCGAAGCUCCCAAGGAAGUUUCGGGCACAAUAGAGCAAGAUGCAGGGUGCUAUGAACAGGAAAAGGACGACAGCAUGAAUGAGGUUACGGCAGUGAUGAUGAUGAUGAUGAUGAUGAUGACGACGACGACGACGAUGAGUAUUAUUAUUAUCAAUAUGAACAGCUCCCACGCCCCUAUCUAUGAUCAGUGACCAGUGAUGGGCUUGUGAUGAGGUUCAGCCUCGACCAUGUGGCUCAAACACGUGGCUAGGAG